Messenger RNA from Peronospora matthiolae, 798 nucleotides. Lineage: Eukaryota; Oomycota; Peronosporomycetes; Peronosporales; Peronosporaceae. The record is from the annotation of a GenBank genome assembly.
AUGGUCCAAGCUUCUGUGCUCGUCCGCAGUACGACAGCCAGUGGCUCCGCUGUCUACGAGUCUAAGCGUGCAGUGUACGAGUAUCUCCAGUUCCACUACGGUACUGCUCUGGUCCCCUAUAGCUUCGCCCCACUGGACGCGCUGGACUUUCUACCGCGCACUGUAGAGCGCUGUGCUUCGCUGACGCCUACAACUCGGCGUACACGUGCUCUGGAUAUUGGCUGUGCUGUGGGUCGAGCCACGUUCGAACUUAGCAAGUUCUAUGACGAGGUGCUGGGCAUUGACUUUUCGCAGCCUUUUGUUGACGCUGCGAACCAGAUGAAGGAGCGUGGCGAGACGGUGUACGAAGCUCAUAUUCAGGGAGAUAUCCGUGAAGAACGCUGUGCGAAAUUGCCUGAGGGAGUCAAACCAUCGAGCGUUCUGUUUCAGCAAGGUGAUGCGUGCAACUUGCCGUUGUCGUUAGGCAAGUUUGACGCGGUGUUUGCCUCCAAUUUGUUGUGUCGGCUGCCAGAACCUCAGAAGUUCUUGACGGAGAUCGGCAGGUUUAUCAACUCUGGUGGUGUCCUUGCUCUCGUUAGUCCGUACUCGUGGCUGGAGGAGUACACGGCUAAAGACAAGUGGAUUGGCGGCGUGCGUGACACUGAGGGCAACAUUGUCGACAGCUUCAGCGUGAUUGAGCAGUUGCUGUCGAAAGACUUUGAGCUGCUAGAGCGUCAGGACUACCCGUUCAUGAUUCGCGAGCACGAGCGCAAGUAUCAGUGGGGAGUGUCCGACGGUACUUACUGGAAGCGCAAGUGA